Molecule: messenger RNA, 1676 nt
Organism: Myripristis murdjan (pinecone soldierfish)
Lineage: Eukaryota; Metazoa; Chordata; Actinopteri; Holocentriformes; Holocentridae
Product: ATP-dependent RNA helicase DDX39A-like
Exons: 10
Coding region: 134-1417 (427 amino acids)
Molecular function (GO): nucleic acid binding; ATP binding; RNA helicase activity
Source: RefSeq, a predicted model, not a curated record
CUCAUUUUCAUACUCUCGCUCCGACACUACGAGGUGCUCCUGAAGGCAGCAUACAUGUGAGUCCUAGCUAGCUCAGCUCAGCAGCGGCAGACAGACACACAUCGGCGGACGUAAAAUCUCACCGCAAGACAAAAUGGCUGAGAAUGAUGUUGAUAAUGAGCUUCUGGACUACGAGGAGGAUGAAGAGCCACAGGGAGCUCCCGAGAGUGUGGCUCCAGCUGGCAAGAAGGAGGUGAAGGGAUCCUAUGUGUCCAUCCACAGCUCUGGCUUCAGGGACUUCUUGCUCAAACCGGAGCUGCUCCGCGCCAUUGUUGACUGUGGUUUUGAGCAUCCCUCAGAAGUCCAACAUGAGUGUAUUCCUCAAGCCAUCCUGGGCAUGGACAUCCUAUGCCAGGCCAAGUCUGGUAUGGGAAAGACAGCAGUGUUUGUACUGGCCACCCUGCAGCAAAUCGAACCUGUGGAUGGUCAGGUAUCAGUCCUUGUGAUGUGCCACACACGAGAGCUGGCCUUCCAGAUCAGCAAAGAGUACGAGCGCUUUUCCAAGUACAUGCCCACCGUCAAGGCGGCUGUGUUCUUUGGCGGCCUGGCCAUCAAGAAGGAUGAAGAAGUCCUGAAGAAGAACUGCCCCCACAUCGUCGUAGGAACGCCAGGUCGAAUCCUCGCCCUCAUCCGCAACAAGACCCUCAACCUGAAGAACGUCAAACACUUUGUGCUCGAUGAGUGCGACAAGAUGCUGGAGCAGUUGGACAUGAGGCGUGACGUCCAGGACAUCUUCAGGCUGACGCCCCAUGAGAAACAGUGUAUGAUGUUCAGUGCCACACUAAGCAAGGAGAUCCGCCCUGUCUGCCGCAAAUUCAUGCAGGACCCCAUGGAAGUGUUUGUGGAUGACGAGACCAAACUGACACUUCACGGCCUGCAGCAGUAUUACUGCAAGCUGAAAGACAGUGAGAAGAACCGCAAGCUCUUUGACUUACUCGAUGUACUUGAGUUCAACCAGGUGGUGAUCUUUGUGAAGUCAGUGCAGCGCUGCGUGGCUUUGUCCCAGCUGCUGGUGGAGCAGAACUUCCCUGCCAUCGCCAUCCACAGGGGCAUGGCACAGGAGGAGAGGCUAUCCAGGUACCAACAGUUUAAAGACUUCCAGCGGCGUAUCCUGGUGGCCACAAACCUGUUCGGCCGAGGCAUGGACAUCGAGCGAGUCAACAUUGUCUUCAACUACGACAUGCCAGAGGAUUCCGACACAUACCUUCACAGAGUGGCCCGUGCAGGCAGGUUUGGGACCAAAGGCCUGGCUGUCACGUUUGUGUCAGACGAGACUGACGCCAAGACCCUCAAUGACGUUCAGGACCGCUUUGAGGUCAACGUUGCAGAGCUACCAGAGGAGAUCGAUAUCUCCACCUACAUUGAGCAGUCCAGAUGAGUCCGAAGUCCCUUUUCCACUGAAGAUUGUGUGUGGCCUCUGGUGUUGGUGUAUUUUUGUGGAGGGGGGGAGGGAAGAAAUCUCAGCAUUUAUUUUAAAGUCCCCCUCCCCCCGUGUCCCUUUGCAAGUUCAUAGUGGUUAAGUAUUUUUUUUUUAAUUUUAUCAUGUCCUGAAGGGGUGCCUGUUUUAAUGUUUUUUCCUUCUGAAAACCAUGGUUGUAUUUUUUUGGUUAAUGAAAUAAACUUUUUAUACCAUGUUA